Malaclemys terrapin pileata is the source of this 468-nucleotide messenger RNA. RefSeq names its product solute carrier family 22 member 6-A-like. The record is from RefSeq and is a predicted model, not a curated record. Bases 1 to 405 code for a protein of 134 amino acids. The transcript is spliced from 4 exons. Lineage: Eukaryota; Metazoa; Chordata; Testudines; Emydidae.
AUGGUUCCGAAGUGGAUGAGCCGCAGUCUGGGUGGGGUGACAGACCCAGUUUCAGAAACAAAGCUAGAUAUGAAGAUCCUGCGCACCAUUCUGGCUGUCGUUGGAAAAGGCUGUCUUGCUGCCUCCUUUAACUGUGUCGUCCUCUACACGAGUGAGCUGUACCCCACAGUGAUUAGGCAGACCGGCUUGGGUUUGAGCAACACCAUGGCAUGCCUGGGCAGCAUCCUUGCCCCAUUGGUGAAGAUGUUGGAGGAAUACAUUCCCUUCCUGCCACUGAUCAUUUAUGGAGCUGCCCCAAUCAUCUCCGGUAUUGCAGCGACCUUCUUGCCCGAGACGCUCAACGUGCCAUUGCCUGAGACCAUAGAGGAGUUGGAGACACGGCAUCUGAGAGAUGAAGAACAAUAAAUGAAGAUCCUUCUGAAACCCACCAUGCCAGACCCAGCCAAGGAAGCCAGUUAAGGAAAGAAA